This is a messenger RNA of Megalops cyprinoides (Indo-Pacific tarpon), 592 nucleotides long. RefSeq names its product pro-melanin-concentrating hormone, like (gene pmchl). Bases 57 to 491 code for a protein of 144 amino acids. The record is from RefSeq and is a predicted model, not a curated record. Gene Ontology annotation, biological process: chemical synaptic transmission; behavior. Gene Ontology annotation, molecular function: type 1 melanin-concentrating hormone receptor binding; melanin-concentrating hormone activity. The transcript has a single exon. Lineage: Eukaryota; Metazoa; Chordata; Actinopteri; Elopiformes; Megalopidae.
AGCAAGAGGCAGCGUUUGGGUCAUCUUCUCCAGGAGCCACUUCGAGCACCAGCAAAAUGAAGGUCUCCUCCUUCUCCGUUUUAUUCGCCAUGGCACUGUUGUCAGAGUGCUACAUCAACUCGGCGGCGAUGCCUGCAACCAAGACAGAAGACGCCAGCUCAGAGCAGGACGUCCUCAGUCCGUUCCUGAGUGACGAGGUGGCCGAAAAUGCCUUCAGCCCUGCAAAGGCGAGCAACCAUGCCAACAGAGGAGGGAACUCAAAGAUCAUCAUUGUCGCAGACGCUGGCAUUUGGAAGAGCAACAGAGCCCUGGGCCGAGGUCUGUCUCUCUACAAGCUCCAAGACCUGGAGGCUGUGCUGCCGCCAGAGAACGUCCUGACCAUGGAAAGCAGGGAGCCAGACCAAGACCCCAGCUCCAGCAUCAGCAUCGCCAGGAGAGACACUAUGAGAUGCAUGGUGGGAAGGGUGUACCGACCCUGCUGGGAAGUGUAGGAAAUCAGAAGAAACCGCCAACCAGCCUUGUUUCUGGGUUACCACCUUAAGCCUUUGUCUGCCAAGCUCAGUUUGUGUAAUCUUGUAAGUUAUCUGACAUA